Molecule: messenger RNA, 3308 nt
Organism: Microtus oregoni (creeping vole)
Lineage: Eukaryota; Metazoa; Chordata; Mammalia; Rodentia; Cricetidae
Gene: Usp13
Product: ubiquitin specific peptidase 13
Exons: 21
Coding region: 352-2928 (858 amino acids)
Biological process (GO): protein deubiquitination
Molecular function (GO): zinc ion binding; cysteine-type deubiquitinase activity; protein binding
Source: RefSeq, a predicted model, not a curated record
GCUGGAGAUUGCAUCCCCGAGGUGCUGACAACGGCGGGCUGGGCUCCGUGCUCGGGGACCCCGGGACCUCCCCGGCUUUGAUUCCAGUGUCCCCACCCGCUCGGCAUCCCCCUCCCCGGCGCUGCGGCUGGCGCGCGCCCCGCCUGACGCUGCAGCUGGGCCGGCGACUCGCCAUUGGAUUAAAAAUAGCAGCUCCCGCCCGCUAGCCCGCCCGCCGGGGCAAGGGCCGUAUCUCCCCAGCUGGAGCCGAGCCUCAGCCGGAGCGGAUCUCCAGCCCGCACGGCAGCAGCUCCCCGGUCCCGCUCUUCCGCUGCGCUGCGCUCCUUCCCAGGCCCGCUGCGCUCCGCGGCCAUGCAGCGCCGGGGCGCCCUGUUCAGCGUGCAGAGCGGCGGCAGGAAGAUGGCUGCAGGGGACCUGGGCGAGCUGCUGGUACCUCACAUGCCCACGAUCCGCGUGCCCAGGUCGGGGGACCGUGUCUACAAGAACGAGUGCGCCUUCUCCUACGACUCCCCGAACUCUGAAGGUGGACUCUAUGUAUGCAUGAAUACGUUUUUGGCCUUUGGAAGGGAACACGUUGAAAGACAUUUUCGAAAAACUGGACAGAGCGUAUACAUGCACCUGAAAAGGCACAUGCGAGAGAAGGUAAGAGCAGCGUCUGCUGGAGCACUACCCAAAAGGAGGAAUUCCAAGUUAUUUUUAGAUCUGGAUACGGAUGAUGAUUUAAAUAGUGACGAUUAUGAAUAUGAAGAUGAAGCCAAACUUGUUAUAUUUCCAGACCACUAUGAAAUAGCCCUUCCAAACAUCGAGGAGUUGCCAGCCCUGGUAACUAUCGCUUGUGAUGCAGUGCUCAGCUCAAAGUCGCCGUACAGGAAGCAGGACCCCGACACGUGGGAAAAUGAACUGCCGGUAUCGAAGUACGCCAACAACCUCGCCCAGCUGGACAACGGGGUCAGGGUUCCUCCCAGCGGCUGGAAGUGUGCCCGAUGCGACCUGCGGGAAAAUCUCUGGCUGAAUUUGACUGAUGGCUCUGUUCUGUGUGGGAAGUGGUUUUUCGACAGCGCAGGGGGCAAUGGCCACGCACUGGAACAUUUCAGAGACAUGGGCUAUCCUUUGGCCGUGAAGCUGGGCACCAUCACACCUGAUGGGGCAGAUGUUUAUUCUUUUCAAGAAGAGGGACCUGUUUUGGAUCCUCAUUUGGCCAAACACUUAGCACACUUCGGGAUUGACAUGCUUCAUACGAAUGGGACAGAGAAUGGACUCCGGGACAAUGACAUCAAGCCAAGAGUCAGCGAGUGGGAAGUGAUCCAAGAGUCAGGGACUAAGCUGAAGCCCAUGUAUGGACCAGGGUACACGGGCCUGAAGAACCUGGGCAACAGUUGCUACCUCAGUUCUGUCAUGCAGGCCAUCUUCAGCAUCCCAGAGUUCCAGAGAGCGUAUGUGGGAAACCUCCCAAGGAUAUUCGACUACUCGCCGUUAGAUCCAACACAGGACUUCAACACACAGAUGACUAAAUUGGGGCACGGCCUCCUCUCUGGCCAGUACUCAAAGCCUCCAGUGAAGUCUGAGCUCAUUGAACAAGUGAUGAAGGAGGAACACAAGCCUCAACAGAACGGGAUCUCCCCACGCAUGUUCAAGGCCUUUGUCAGCAAGAGCCAUCCAGAAUUUUCCUCUAACAGACAGCAAGAUGCCCAGGAGUUUUUCUUGCACCUGGUCAAUCUGGUAGAGAGGAAUCGCAUUGGCUCAGAAAACCCAAGUGAUGUUUUCCGGUUUUUGGUGGAAGAGCGCAUUCAGUGCUGUCAGACCCGCAAGGUCCGCUAUACGGAGAGGGUGGACUACCUGAUGCAGUUACCUGUAGCCAUGGAGGCAGCAACCAACAAAGAUGAGCUGAUUGCCUAUGAAUUGAUGAGAAGAGAAGCCGAAGCAAACCGAAGACCCCUUCCCGAGCUGGUGCGAGCCAAGAUCCCCUUCAGUGCCUGCCUCCAGGCCUUUGCCGAACCAGACAACGUGGAGGAUUUCUGGAGCAGUGCCCUGCAGGCCAAGUCUGCAGGGGUGAAAACAUCUCGCUUUGCCUCAUUCCCUGAAUACUUGGUAGUGCAGAUAAAGAAGUUCACUUUUGGUCUUGACUGGGUUCCCAGAAAAUUUGAUGUUUCUAUUGAUAUGCCAGACCUACUAGAUAUCAGCCACCUCAGAGCCAGGGGCUUACAGCCAGGAGAAGAGGAACUUCCAGACAUCAGUCCCCCUAUAGUCAUUCCUGAUGACUCAAAAGAUCGCCUGAUGAACCAGUUGAUAGACCCCUCAGACAUUGACGAAUCCUCCGUGAUGCAGCUGGCCGAGAUGGGCUUCCCUCUGGAAGCCUGCCGCAAGGCUGUGUACUUCACUGGAAACACGGGAGCCGAGGUGGCCUUCAACUGGAUUAUCGUGCACAUGGAGGAACCUGAUUUUGCUGAACCACUGACCAUCCCUGGGUAUGGAGGGGCUGGAGCCUCUGUAUUUGGUGCUACUGGACUGGACAACCAACCUCCUGAGGAAAUUGUAGCUAUCAUCACAUCCAUGGGAUUUCAGCGCAAUCAGGCCGUGCAGGCCCUACGAGCCACGAAUCAUAACCUGGAAAGGGCGCUGGACUGGAUCUUCAGCCACCCCGAGUUUGAAGAGGACAGUGACUUUGUGAUUGAGAUGGAGAACAACGCCAAUGCCAACAUCAUGUCUGAGGCCAAGCCUGAAGGGCCCAGAGUCAAGGAUGGAUCUGGAAUGUAUGAGUUAUUUGCCUUCAUCAGUCACAUGGGAACAUCUACAAUGUGUGGCCAUUAUGUUUGCCAUAUCAAAAAGGAGGGACGGUGGGUGAUCUACAACGACCACAAAGUUUGUGCCUCAGAACGGCCCCCCAAAGACCUGGGAUAUAUGUACUUUUACCGUAGGAUACCAAGCUAAACCUCACAAGAGCUGGCGACAAGAAGCCAUACACCUUUUUAAUUCGCCAAAAAAGAAAAAAAAAAAGGAAAAAAGAAAAGGAAAGGAAAAAAGUCGGGACAGCCAGACGCAGGGGACUUCAUGGCUACUUAUUGCGUCUUUCAAGAGCGUGGUCACUCUACUCGACACCCUCUGGAGAAGAACUGGGAAGAAGUUUCUGUUGAUGGCAAUACUCUGUUGUAGCGACUUUUGUCACUGUUCAGGGAGUGGGUGAUGGAAGCAAAGACACUGGCCACCAGCACAUCAGAUACGGAGUGUCCUUCCCUCUUUUCUACUUUGGGGGUCAGUGGUGGGGCCUCACCUUCCGUGAAAAAAAAAUGCCCCCAAACAGGAAAUCAAAA